GCAUGGCCAAAUGUGCCGCUGUCUAUCUAUUCUUCCGCCGAUGAGUCAUCGGUGAAACAACAACAGGGACACAAGGCGGAGUCGAGUUCGAAUUGGCCCUUUGUUGAAUUUCAUUGAGAUCCGCCGACCAGAGCGCGAGCGACAGAGAGAUUUCAGAUUUGUGUGAUUUCUCGCAUAUUACUUACUCAGUCAGACGAUCUCGCUUGUCUGCUCGCAUCUUAUGUUUUCGCCGUUGACGGCCUGGUCAUUGCUGUUUACAUGACAUGGAAAUGCGGGAAUAUCGACACCACCAUUAAAAAGGCACCAAAUGGAGAUGAAAAGUCUUUUCUGAAUGGACCCUAUGUGGAAUUCAUUAAUAUCUCUGUUUGCCCAAAAAGAAGGAUAACGGAUCCGCGAGUCAACGGAUUGUUCAGCCAAUUUUUCACGAAUCAUCAGUUGUACUCGCACACUUGGACCACAAUGCAACCAGAUGGAAUGAGGUGACUGCUUUAAACAGACUGACUGCCAGCAAGAUUAAGGACAGUCUUAUGGUGGAUCGGGUUCUCAUUAAUCUGUCUGUGGAUCCAAAAUGGGGGCGCAACCCACUAAAGAAGAGAACCCUGAACGCCAUGCCGUGGCGAACCGCGCAGCCUCAGUGGGUGGCUCGCCAGCGUCCGUUUUCGGUACCGUUUUGACAGCUGCAGCAAAUUGUAGCCUCCGGGAACCUCUUAGCAAGGGCAGUCGGUCGCCUUCUCUCAAAGGAAAAUUCUCAACAAGCAGCAACGUUUUCGCGGAGCAUAAUGAAGCCUUGCUGCAGUCGCGCCCAUUACCAGCUACACCAAAUUCGGUCGUCGGUAGUCGGAAGUUUUCGUCGGCGUCUGAUAAUAUGAAUAUCGGCAGUGUUCCUGGUUCAGUCUCGGACACUGAAACUUCCACAGCAAGUGGCUCGAUUAUGGAUCAACCGCGGUGGCUUUCCAGGGAAAACCUUUUCUCGGAUGGCGAUUCUAUUAGCGAUGAAUAUUCGCCAGUUUGUGUUGCACUGUAUGACUUCCAGCCAGUUGCCGAUAAACAGUUGUCGCUUAAGAAAGGUCAGCAGUUGCGCGUGAUCGCUUACAACAGCACCCAAGAAUGGUGUGAAGCCGAAUUGCUCUCCAGCGGCAUGAUUGGUUGGGUGCCUUCCAAUUAUAUUUCUCCCGUUUCGAAUCUGGAAAGUUAUUCCUGGUAUCAUGGGAAAAUCAGCCGCAAUACGGCCGAGUUUCUACUGAGUAGUGGUAUCAACGGGAGUUUUCUGGUCCGUGAAUCGGAAUCCAACGAGGGUCAAUGGUCCAUAUCACUGCGCUACGAAGGCCGAGUUUAUCACUAUCGAAUCAAUCAAAUGCCAGACGGAAAGCUUUACAUUACGCCGGAUAGUCAAUUUAAAAGUCUUUCGUUGCUCGUUCGUCAUCACUGCGCACAUGCAGAUGGUCUUAUCAGCAGUCUACUUUAUCCCGCUCCCAAAAGGACCAAGCAAUCACCCUUCUCCAUGAGUGUCGAAACCGAUGAAUGGGAAAUACCGCGAGCUGAGAUCGCCAUGCGACACAAACUGGGCGCGGGUCAGUAUGGCGAAGUGUAUGAAGCGAUUUGGAAGAAGAACAGUUCGCGAAUUGCUGUCAAAACGCUCCGCGAAGAUACCAUGCAGCUAAAGGAAUUCCUGGCGGAAGCCACCAUCAUGAAGGAGAUGCGCCAUCCUAAUUUGAUCACACUGCUCGGUGUCUGUACACGCGACCUUCCAUUUUACAUUGUCACUGAGUUUAUGCAGCACGGUAACCUGCUGGAUUAUCUUCGUAAAACGGAUCCGAAAAAGCUGUCGGGUGUUACGCUGAUGUAUAUUGCCGCCCAGGUUUCCAGUGCGAUGGCAUACCUAGAAGAACGCCAGUUUAUUCAUCGUGAUUUAGCGGCAAGAAACUGUCUGGUGGGGGAGAAUCAUUUGAUUAAAGUUGCCGAUUUCGGUCUGGCACGAUUUAUACGUGAUGAUACUUACACGGCCAAAGCUGGGGCGAAAUUUCCGAUCAAGUGGACAGCACCGGAAGGACUGGCGUAUAAUCAGUUCAGCAACAAGUCGGAUGUGUGGUCGUUUGGAAUUUUAUUAUGGGAAAUUGCGACAUACGGAGAUUCGCCUUAUCCCGGUGUGGAUAUUGCGGAUGUCUAUCAUAAAAUCGAAAGUGGUUACCGGAUGGAAGCGCCACGCGGAUGUCCCGGUCCGGUGUACCAGUUGAUGCUCGAUUGCUGGGAGUGGAAAGCUGCCGACCGACCGAAUUUUACGGAGAUCAAUCAGCGCCUGGAGAGCAUGUGUCAGAUUAUUAGUGGAUCGAAGAACGACGAGGAAGUGCGGAAAAGUUUGUUGGAAGAGUUAAAAAGCAAUGUUAAGCGUCCCGGGGGAACAGCACGGAAAGCGCCAAAAGGUCGACGUAGUCUGCCGAAUCUCGAUGGAUCCAGUUUGACGGUGGGGCGCGUGUCGCCCCGCGGUCGCAACGUACCCCCGACUCCGCCCCGCCGGACUAGUUCGUUCCGUGACCGGAAACUCAUGUUGAGUGGUGGUCAAGGUGAGACGCUGUUGGUGAAAUCCAAAUUGAAGAAUCUCCCAGAGGAGAAUCUGAGUGAUUUAAGCGAUACGAGUGGUUCGGACGUGAUUAUGCGCAGUCAGCCGGUUAAGCCGCCGAAGCCGUUGCGUGUGAAAAUGCGUGAUGCUGACACUCAAGUGGCCACGAUGGAGCAGCGUCAUGUCAAGGAGACCAUUCACAAGUGGGGAACAUUGCCGAAGGGGUCGUCAAGGAGCGGUGGUUUCGUGGAGUCGCUGAAGCGCGGUAAAACGGUACAGCCCGAUGUAGUUCCCAAGGAAGAGCCCUUGCCGGAAACGGAUGAUUCAGACGAGGAGAAGAAACUUUAUAGUGGUGAAGGCGAGCCCGUCUCACCGAGGCGACCGUCUCCGCCCAUGACCACGACGGCCACGCAAACCAGUCCGGAACCCGCUGGUCGGCAUGUGUUGAAGCGGGAGAAAUCAGACCUUGACAAACCGGAAAACGGAUUACAUGUCAGUAAACCGAAACCGGCAGUACCGGCCGAUAAACCACCGGUCUUGAAGGUAAAACCGUCACGAAACGGAGCGGUGGGAAAGAUUUAUUCAUCUGGUGUUUCCACGGAUAAGAUGAAAUUCCUACCGCCAUCUCCUCCGAAAUAUCAGCGUCCGGUGGAAACCAUGGGCACACCACAACUGAUACCACCUGCUCCUCCGCCAGUGUUAAAUGGCUUCUCCACCUUGGAGAAACUCCCUGUGAAACACGGAAAACCGAUUAUUCCUAAAACGUUUGCUGCCGUUUCGCGAAGCGAAGAGAAUAUAGGUCCGGUGGCGGUCAAUGUGGGUGGAGCGGAUGAACCGGAUCAUUGGAAUAUGAACCCUAUCCCCGAGGGACCGGUGUUGGAGUUUUUCCCCCCACCGCCUCCGGAGUUUAGUGAAUCGGAGGGUUCGCAGACGGAGAAUGUCAAUCCUGUUCGUAGUAGACUACAUUUAUGGGAAACCCGUGUGGGCAAGCCGAAGCCAGUGGUUCCAGUCAAGCCCCGUCCAAAUCCUAGUAAAACGCACGCCAGUGAUCGAACCCCGUUGGAGGAAAACGAAAUUGUUCUUCCCCCAUCACAGGAUCACCUUCGCGAAGAAAUCCGUUCGGCCCUUGAAUUUUUGGAGAAUUCUGGUGGAGUGGAAUACGGAGUUGUGUAUGAACGGUGUUCCGUGGUGGUCGGCAGUUGUUCGGCGUUUUUGGAAAUGAUACCUCCGCAUUCCCGUUUUCGCUUGCGUGAACAUCUCACCCGUUUACAGUCGCAGCUGGAAAAAAUCUCAAACAAGGGUGGCGGAGCGGCGUCUCAUUACCGUGAUCUGCAGUCGGUACUGCACGAUAUUCUGCAGUUUGUGGGGAAACUUUGAUUACCCGGAAGUAGCUGUGUUUGUGCCUUUCUGUGUCCGAAUUUGUUGGUUCGUUUUUCCUUUUUUUUGUACCAGCCAUGCUAUUCUGACCUGUUUGUACAGCUUUUUUAUGAGGGUUUAGUUUGUAUGGUUAUUCGUUGUGGUUUGUUUUUAUUUGGAGUAAUUUUUGUUUUAUACCGCCGUUUGUCCUACCGAACCCGAAGUACUUUUUGACCGUGCCGGAAUUAAUUGUUGCUUUUAUGACCUAGAGUAGAAAAGCUGCGUUUUGCUCAAUGGUUAUGCAUCUGUGAUGUAUGCAGCUAAGUAAUUAAAGAUUUCGAUUUCCUUG
This is a messenger RNA of Paramacrobiotus metropolitanus, 4262 nucleotides long. RefSeq names its product tyrosine-protein kinase ABL1-like. Lineage: Eukaryota; Metazoa; Tardigrada; Eutardigrada; Parachela; Macrobiotidae. Bases 569 to 3934 code for a protein of 1121 amino acids. The transcript is spliced from 5 exons. The record is from RefSeq and is a predicted model, not a curated record. Gene Ontology annotation, biological process: protein phosphorylation. Gene Ontology annotation, molecular function: protein binding; ATP binding; non-membrane spanning protein tyrosine kinase activity.